AUGGCUGAACUCGACGAGAUUCUCCGAAAAUACACCGACCCUGCCACGGGUUCCGUCCACGGUGCCACCUUUGUCGCCGUCGACAGCGCAGGAAAUGACCUUUAUCGUGCUUCAUUUGGGGCCCGCACCGUCGACAGAUCGGAUCCCUUGACGCCAGACACCCUGACAUGGAUCGCCAGCCAGACCAAGCUGGUGACUUCGGUCGCGGUCAUGCAGAUUGUCGAGAAGGGCCUCAUCGGUCUGGACGACGACGUGCGCGAAGUUCUUCCCGUGUUGAAGGACCUGAAGGUUCUUCUGGGCUUUGAGGGAGAAGACAGCGCACAGGAGCUGGACCCGGCAGCAUUUUCCCGUGGCGGCGCAGGUCCUGAUCUGGACAAGUUGAAGCCAAAGGGGAAUCCCAUCUUUGAGGACGUCAAGGGGAAGAUCACUCUACGACAACUCCUGUCGCAUACCUCGGGGUUCUGCUACGAUGUGAGCAGUCCGCUGCUGGUGAAAUGGUCCGCGUCAGUGGGCCGAACGGACAACAUGUUCAGUGGCACGAUUGAAGGCGCAUUACAUCCACUGCUCUACCAGCCCGGCGAAUCAUGGAUGUAUAGUGAUGGACUCGAUUGGGCAGGACGAGUGGUCGAAGUCCUCACGAAACAAGACCUGAACACAUACGUGCAGGAAAACAUCUGGGGCCCCCUCUCGGCCAAAUCGACGACCUUUUACCCGACCAAACACUUCCAACCGAAUCCCAUGCCGCCGCUGCACGAGACCGCCCAACGCAGCAACCCGGCCGAGUCACCCAAGGCGCUCGACUCGAAACCGGCCAAGUCGCUGUGGCCCGUGGCGCCGCGCGACGCGAUCGGUGGGGCGGGCCUGUACAGCACGGCCAACGACUACAUCCGGCUGCUGACGGCGCUGCUGCAGGACGGCGGGGGCCUGCUCAAGAAGGAGAGCGUCGACGAGAUGUUCCGCCCGCAGAUUGGCCCCGGGAGCACCGAGGCCUUCCACGCCUCCGUCCGGGGCACGGGGCGCGACCGGCUGUGGAAGUCGUCGCCCGCGAACGCCGCCGCCUCGGCCGCCACCGCGGCCGUCACCACUUCGCAGGGAGAGCAGAGCGCCAUCCCCGCGGGCCACUCGCUCGCCGGGGCCGUCAACCUCGAGGACGUCCCCGGCCGCAGACACGCCGGCACCGUCAACUGGGGCGGCCUGCCCAACCUGUUCUGGUGGGUCGACCGCAAGGGCGGCGUCGCGGCCACCCUGUUCAACCAGAUCGUGCCCGCCGCCGACCCCGUCUGCAUGGAGUUGCUGGUCGAGUUGGAGGAGGCCACGUAUAAAUUGAAACAACAACGCCAGUAA
Fonsecaea nubica is the source of this 1344-nucleotide messenger RNA. RefSeq lists its product as hypothetical. The transcript is spliced from 5 exons. Bases 1 to 1344 code for a protein of 447 amino acids. The record is from RefSeq and is a predicted model, not a curated record. Lineage: Eukaryota; Fungi; Ascomycota; Eurotiomycetes; Chaetothyriales; Herpotrichiellaceae.